AUGGCUGUUCUUACUGAAACAUUGCUUAAGUCUGUCGACGCUGCAGCUAGGAUUGAUGCUACACCUACUGGAUAUUCCCUUUUUAACUGUUCGCGCCUUAACAGAAUCGACGGAGGGACUGCCAUUUUAGUGCAUAAUACACUUAGAGUAAAAAAGCGUAAGGCAGCUAUUAUGAAUUCUUUUGAAUGCUCUGACUGGAUUAUUGCCUCUGACACAUUUAGGAUACGGCUAGUUGUAAUUUAUAGGCCCCCGUAUUCAGCUAUACAUCCUGUAACCACGAGUGCCUUCAUUUCGGAAUUUGCAGAGUUUUUGGAAUCUGUUAUUAUGGCAACUGAGCCUCUUUUGAUAGCUGGCGACUUCAAUAUCCAUGUUAAUGCACAUUCAGACAAUGAUGCUGUGAAGUUCCUGGACUUUCUUCAAUCUAUGGGUUUGGUGCAACACGUAAAUUUUCCUACUCAUGUAUCUGGUAAGACGUUGGUCCUACUUAUCACUUGUGAAAUUCAUUCCAUAUGGUGUCAUUCCCCCAGACCAAGUUGCUAUCUUUCAGAUCAUUGCUCCGUUAUAUUUGAUCUUAACAUAUCAAAGCCACAGUUUUUAAGAAAGGAAGUAUCAUUCCGGAAAACGAAAGCUAUGGAUAUAUCAUCAUUUGUUCGAGAUCUAUCUAAUUCUGUAUUGUGUCAAGAUCCCCUGAGGAAAAUGGAUACCUUGGUUAGUUCUUACAAUACCACACUAUCUGCUCUUUUGGACCAUUAUGCUCCCGUUCAAAAAAUUUCUAGCAUCCGGGAUGAGCUGGACAAUGUUGUUUCACAGGAUUUUGCAAUUGAAACGUGUAAUAUGGUACCUUCAUUUGACUCUUUUGUUUCAUUAUCUGAGGAUGAUGUCCGUACACUAAUUACCAGCAUUACUAUUGCAGUGUAUUGA
Messenger RNA from Dendronephthya gigantea, 921 nucleotides. RefSeq lists its product as uncharacterized. The record is from RefSeq and is a predicted model, not a curated record. NCBI's taxonomy places the organism in Eukaryota, Metazoa, Cnidaria, Anthozoa, Malacalcyonacea, Nephtheidae. The transcript has a single exon. Bases 1 to 921 code for a protein of 306 amino acids. Gene Ontology annotation, molecular function: catalytic activity.